This is a messenger RNA of Diuraphis noxia (Russian wheat aphid), 942 nucleotides long. RefSeq lists its product as uncharacterized. Gene Ontology annotation, molecular function: catalytic activity. The record is from RefSeq and is a predicted model, not a curated record. Lineage: Eukaryota; Metazoa; Arthropoda; Insecta; Hemiptera; Aphididae.
AUGUUUGAUAUUUUUUCCAAUUGUAAUGACUCACAGAAAAACAUAAGAAUCAUACACCUUAACAUAGAAGGUUUAACAAGCUCUAAAGCAGAAAUACUAGGUAAAACCUUUAGCAACGCCGACGUGCUAGCCCUACAAGACACUCACAUCCCAGACGGAGAAACAAGGCGUCUGAGGAUCCCUGGAUUCAGGUUGAUCGACUACAUUGGGCAUCCAAAGCAUGGCCUGGCCACCUAUGUUAACCAUAAGGUGGAGGAUCGCCUUGACAAUCCAGUUACUGGUAACGAACAUACAGUUGGUAUUCGUUUGGAUAACCUCAUCAUCUACAAUGUAUAUAAGCCUCCUUCAACCAACUGGUCCCACUACAUGCUUCCAACACCUCAAUGUCCUACAGUAUACGUCGGAGAUUUCAAUUCUCAUAGCACCAACUGGGACUAUACAACUGAAAAUGAAGAUGGAGAACGGCUAUGUAACUGGGCGACACUCAACCGCCUGCACCUAUUAUACGACGCCAAACAAGGCGGCACCUUCGUUUCUGGCAGAUGGGGCACAGCAACAACUCCUGACCUUUGUUUUGUAACAACAGACAUCCAUCAUCAACCCUUAAGAGCUUCCCGCACUAUUUUACAUAACUUCCCUAGAACACAGCACAAACCAGUAGCAAUAGACAUAGGUGUACACCUACCAAGAAUUGAGAAACCAUUUAUGCCAAGGUGGAACCUACGCAAGGCAAAGUGGGAAGACUAUACAAGCUAUAUGGAGAAGAACAUCAACUGUAUACCUCCUUUGCCGGAGAAUUACCCUAGGUUUGUCAAACUAGUUAAAAAAGCAGCGAGCACCGCCAUUCCAAGAGGCCACAGGCAAAAUUAUAUUCCGUGCUGGAACAGGGAGUGUGAUUCUUUACUGAAGGAAUAUGAACAUACAGGAGAUGAGACUAGCUAA